GGCAGGAACGUCACCAGAUGAGAGAUGACAUCUGUGGAUACUAGCUUAACUGUUCAAGUGAAAUACACGCAUGACUGUCAUUUUGUGAGACAAAAUGUCUAUAACAACUUGCCAGAAGGUUACUCUUAUAUCAUGCUCGGUUCUCUGUAUUUCUCUUUUCCUGCCCAGAAUGCUUUUACCCAAAGGGAAAAAGGAGAUGGGACGGCCUGAGGUUGGACCGGGAUUCUACCCUCCCGUGAUGCCCCAGCUGUCAAUGCCAGAGGACCCAGAACGGUGGGGUGUGGACCCUUCGUACUCCAUGACCCACAGUGCUGAGGCCAUGGCCAAAGUAAAAGGCAUCGGACGGGGAAAAAAGUACAACCUAAUGGCUCAAGCAAUACCCAUAUAUGGCUUUGGAAUACUUCUUUACAUCUUCUAUAUAAUUUAUAAGCUGACAUGUAAGGGGGAGACUACUAAAUCAGGAAACUACACAACAGUAACCAAGGCAAACAUGGAAAAUAGGAUUACACCCGAUGAGCUUGUCAGGCUUCAGAAGAGACUUCUGCGAACAGAAGCAAUGAUGGAGAAGAUUGUCUCUGCAAAGAAGCGUGGUUCUGGGAGCAGUGGCAGAAGGAGGAAGAGUAAAACUUCUAUAUCAAAGAAGGAGGAGAAAUUACUCAAGCAACUUAGACAGAUCACACAGCUGAUUCAAGAGGGCCGGUUGGAGGCAGUCUCCCCAGAGAUGGAGGCUGAGGAGGUCCCCUAUUGUGCAGACUGGGAAGGCUACCCAGAGGAGACCUACCCAGAGUAUGAUGAGCCCUAUAAAAAACGUGUAUUUCACACCUUCACACUAGCUGAACCCCCUUACCAGCUCACCGCCGAAGCCCUGGCAGAGAGAAUGGAGCAAGAGGAGGAAGAGAUUAUGGCAAGGAAACUAUCCAUAGUGAAAGAAGAGGAUGAAGAGGCACAGGAAGAGGAGGAGUCGGAAGAAGAGGAAGAAGAGGAUGAGGAAGAUGAGGAUAAAGAGGAAGAAGUGGAGGAAGUAGAGGAAGAGAUAGAAGAAGAGGAGGAGGAGGAGGUGGACGAGGAGGAGGAAGAAGAGGAUGAGGAGGAAGCAGAGAAAAUGCAGUUGCUCAGUCUUCCUUCAUUCCAGCCUGCUGCAGAAAGAAAGCAAGAGAGACUUGGCCUGCAGCUGAGCAAAGAGCUGCAGUGUCUUAAUGGAGGGAAGAAGCAAAUUAGCUUUAGUGACCACAAAGAUGUGUUCCGCUACCCUAAAGAGGGUACUUAUGAAGAGGAGGAAGAAGAGAAGCAAGAGGAGGUCGGGGAAGAAGAUGAGGGCACAGAGGGGGAAGAGGAGGAAGAAGAGGAUGAAGAAGAUCCAGUGAUGGAAGCGGAGAGCCUGCAGUUCAGCUGUGAGGGUUGUCCCAACCCGGAGGAGGAAGCAGAGGAGGACAAAGAAGAGUAUUUGUUAGUGUCAGAGCCUCUGGAGGAAGACAGUCCCAUCCAUGCAGACAGGCCUAAGGAAGUCGGGGCGAGUGGUCUGAGGAUGCGGAACAGGAGAGAGACGUAAAGAAGACUUUUCCAAUUACCUAAAAUGAGUUUUUAAACACACAGUGAACUUGUGUUCUUUAAAUUGUACUCUGUUUAUUACUGAUCCCUGUGAUGUGAAAAAUGUACAACCCAAGAGGAAUAGAGACCUGCAAUGCUGCUGUAAAGUUAUACUUAUAUGCAAAUAACAGUCUCCUUUCACACCAUCAAUGUGGCAAACGCUUCUGAUGGUUAUUAUUUUUAUUUACCUUCCCAGCACACCCGUGGUCCACCCACACAGAUGUUUUUCACUUAUUUGCCUUAUUAGACUCUUCAAUGCAAACACGUGCUUGAUUGACAGCUCCCUCUCUCCUUUCACUUUAUCAUUCUUAUUGGUUAAUUCCUGGCAUAGCCCAUGUGCAAUCAGUAAGGUUAAUUUAAAACACCUGUGUGGGUGUGCAGAACCUUUAACAGAGUUGAAGAUUAUUAUAAAGUUAGUGACUGCUCAUUUGCUUUUCAGCGUUAAUCAAAAAAGGCUUUACAGUUCAAAAUGAAAGAAUGUUGUGGACCCGCAGAAUGUUUGCAUUAUUUAUCAUCACCCUAGAUUACUUUUACAUGACAAUGUUGUUAUUAUUUUUUCAUCAGAAAAUGUGUCACGUUUCACAGAAGCCAUGGGUGCUCACAUUGGCAACAGAGAACUGAGGCUUUGGUACAAAGUAAUUAUGUAUAUAAGUAGUUAAUUAGUGUUAAUAAGUCAAUAACUACGCAACAUUGUCAUGCAAUAUCUGGCUCCACCUGGUGGUAUUAAAUGGUUCUACACUUAGGGAUACUCCCUGUUGAGCUAAUGUGCCACAACAGCUGAGAAUGCACCACGAUAAAUAACAUCCUGGGAGUAUUAUAGCAAGAGUCAUCAUAGAUAUAAAAACCCUUUAAGGUGCACACAAUCAGAGUAGAAGCAAAGCAGGUGGAGGUGAAGAAGGUCUUGCAAAUUGCCAGCAGUGAUAAUAUCAGUACAAUAAAUGGGUCAAUAUAAAGAUCAAAUGUGAGCUUGAAGAUUUAUAAAUACAAAAGAGUGCUGUAAGAUAGGAUGGGAGGGGUGAGAUAGCUCUUAGCUGCCACAGCAGCACAACUUUGACUUCAAUUGUCCCGCUAAGAUAAAGUCAUGCUUUUCGCAUUGUUGCCUCUAGUGAUUGAUGAGAUUAAGUUACACUUCAUUACACGCCAUCCUUUGAAAUCCAUCCUUUGCACUGGAUCCAACUAUUUAGCCGCAGCAAACUGCCACAGCACAUGGGUCAGGGACUAACUAGUCUAUGUCUACAACAUUCCACUUCCGGGAUUGUUCAGGUGCUGUUGGAUUUCCCUCUUUUUUAGGCUGGAUGUCCCGGAAUACUGUGUGGACUAGCCAGACCCUUCUGCACAGUGCUGUGGAGGAAGGUCGGGCAGUGUGAGGGUAGGGAUUAACUCGUCGUCAGGCAGCAACAUCAAACAUGUCCCUUUGACCAGUAGAUCUUUGCUUUGUGGACAUUUAUUAGUUACUUCAAAGUAUUGUCUUUUAUAAUAAUAUUAUUAUUUUUUUCACAAUUAUUUUUGGGGGGCUUUUCCUUUUAUUAGAUAGUGACAGUGGAUAGAAAGGAAAGGGGAGAGAUGGGGGAAGACACGCAGCAAAGGGCCGCUGCAGGAACCAGCCUACAUGGGGCAAACGCUCCCACUGGGUGAGCUGGAGAUCGCCCCAUAAUAAUAUUAUUUAUAUAAAAACCGUGCAACCUUUUGUCACAUUGUUGCAAAAAUACCAGACUCACACAAUAAAGACAGCAUUAUAUCUAAACUUUGAAUAAAGUGUCUCUGUGUAUGUUUUAUGUUCUGCUUUUUUCAUCCAGCAAUUAGGUUUCUAACUGUGUAAACAAUCCACCGGAUUUUACAAAACAAGCCGAUACUUGCCACUAUAGAUUUCAACAUUACAGUGAUUGCAGUACAUUGUCUGGCCAAAUUAGGAACCACACGUACAACUCAACAAGAUGACUGAUACCAAUUUUCAGGGACUGGACAUUAAGAAAAGAUGGUGUGUUCACUGUUACAUUGAUUUAAAAGAGGAGCAAAUGGUAAAAGACCGCAUCAAAUUCAUAAAUGUGCGAUUCAAAAGAGGAGGGUUAGGAAUGCAUUUUUUGACUCACUGAAGUUUUAUUUUUUACAAUGAUUACCUGUGUCUACCACCACAGUAAAUUGUACACCAUUUACUGUACAUUACAACGAGAGCACU
Messenger RNA from Etheostoma cragini (Arkansas darter), 3763 nucleotides. It is a transcript of the gene ric3a, whose product is annotated as RIC3 acetylcholine receptor chaperone a. Gene Ontology annotation, biological process: synaptic transmission, cholinergic; protein localization to cell surface. The record is from RefSeq and is a predicted model, not a curated record. NCBI's taxonomy places the organism in Eukaryota, Metazoa, Chordata, Actinopteri, Perciformes, Percidae. Gene Ontology annotation, cellular component: neuron projection; neuronal cell body; intracellular membrane-bounded organelle. The transcript has 6 exons. Bases 95 to 1549 code for a protein of 484 amino acids.